Molecule: messenger RNA, 678 nt
Organism: Cajanus cajan (pigeon pea)
Lineage: Eukaryota; Viridiplantae; Streptophyta; Magnoliopsida; Fabales; Fabaceae
Source: RefSeq, a predicted model, not a curated record
AUGGUUAUAGCCGUGGCAUUAGCCAAUUGGGAGGUUCACAAGACUCUAGUCGACCAAGGGAGCUCAACCGAUAUCUUAUAUUGGCCAUUCCUCAGGUUAGACGUCCCUCACUCUUUCAUACAACCUCACACAAAGCCCCUAGUCGGUUUUGUAGGAAGAUGCGUUCACACUCGGGGGUACGUGGACCUACUGACAACUUUUGGAGCACCUCCGGAUUCACGGCGAGUCAUGGUUCAGUACAUCCUAGUGGAAGCCGACACCUCCUAUAACAUCAUCAUCGGCAGGCCAACUUUGAACCAGCUCGGUGCGGUGGUGUCCACUCCACACCUCACCAUGAAAUUCCUAGGGCAUGACGGGAAAAUUUUCUCCGUCAAAGCAAACCAGAAGACGGCACAACAAUGCCACAUUGAGAGCCUGAAAAUCGCCUCACCCGGUGAACAGUGCAAGAGCAAACUCACCACCGUGGCCCACAUCAAUCAUGAGGAAAUCACCGACCUCGAUCCGAGAUCCGACGCUCAUGACGAGCGGCCUAGCCCCGUUGACGAGCUCGAUGACCUCCAGAUUGGAGAACUCCCCGGGCAAAUUAUGAAGAUCAGCAAACAGUGUCGCAACUCUAGGCGAAGAUCCUCAAGAAUGCCAACCUCUUCGCCUGGUCUAGCGCUGACAUGCCAGGCAUAG